Bacillus rossius redtenbacheri is the source of this 2608-nucleotide messenger RNA. RefSeq names its product nephrin-like. The record is from RefSeq and is a predicted model, not a curated record. Bases 1 to 2340 code for a protein of 779 amino acids. Lineage: Eukaryota; Metazoa; Arthropoda; Insecta; Phasmatodea; Bacillidae. The transcript is spliced from 14 exons.
AUGCAAAGAUCCUGCUACUACAACUCUACAUCAGCAUCUGUUUUGAGCCUGAAAGUUAGUUCAGUGGGAGUGGAGGCUGUGCUGGGUCACAGCGCCAGUCUUCCCUGCGACAUAGCGCCCUCUGGCAGAGAGGACCGUGUCUACAUGGUGCUGUGGUUCCGAGAGGGCGCCGGCAGACCACUCUACAGGUUCGACGUGCGAGGCCGGCCCCUGCCUGAGGCCCUCCACUGGUCAGACCCGCUGGCCUUCGGCUUCCGCGCCUACUUCGCGGCCGGUACGCGCCCCGCCGCGCUCACCCUGGACGCCGUGCAGCUCGACGACGAGGGCGCCUACCGCUGCCGCGUCGACUUCCGCAACUCGCCCACCAGGAACUUCCUGAUCCGCCUCGUGGUCAUAGUGCCGCCGCACCACAUGCUGGUGUACGCCAACUCGGGCCGCCCCAUCAGCUCGGACGUGAUUGGCCCGCUGUCCGAGGGGGCGGAGCUCGUGCUGAGCUGCGAGGUGCGCGGCGGCAAGCCGCCGCCCACCGUGUCGUGGUUGGUGAACGAGCAGCUGGUGGGCGGGGCCAGGCGGCAGGCGCGCGGCGGAGUGGCCGUCAGCAGGCUGCACGUCGGCAGGGUCGGCAGGGAGGACCUCAACACGAGCUUCACGUGCCAGGCGAGCAACUCCCAGCUGGCGCCGCCGCUGCACAAGUCCGCGCGGCUCGAGCUGUUCCUGCGGCCGCUGAGCGCGCGACUGCUGCAGAGGCCGGCGGAGCUGGUGGCGGGAGUGCAGGUGUCGCUGUCCUGCGAGGUGCUGGGCUCCAGACCCCCCGCCGUCGUCACCUGGUGGCGCGACUCCCGCAAGCUGCGGCGAGGCGAGGUGGAGACGUCCGGCGGCGAGGGCAGGGAGGUCAGCACGCUGACCUUCUCGCCGGCCCCAGAGGACGACGGCCGACUGCUGCAGUGCCGCGCCGACAACCCCAGCAUGGCGGCCGCCGGCCUCGACGACUCGCUGGCUCUCAACGUCGUGUACCCGCCGCUAGUGUCGCUGCGGCUGGGCAGCACGCUGGACGCGGCCGACAUCAAGCAGGGCGAGGACGUGUACUUCGAGUGCGAGGUGCGCGCCAACCCCCGGGAACACCGCAUCGCCUGGACGCACGACGGCGCUGCGGUCGGGCAGAACGUGUCGUGGGGCGUGAUCCUCAGCACAAGCAGCCUGGUGCUGCAGGGCGUGUCCCGCCGCCAGGGCGGCCAUUAUGCCUGCAGUGCUGCCAACGACCGUGGCGAGACCACCAGCGAGCCUGUCUUGCUCCGCGUGCAGUUCGCGCCAGUGUGCAGACACCCCGAGCACCAGGUAGUGGGUGCGUCCCUGCACGAGGCACUCCAGCUGCGCUGCGUGGUGGACGCCGACCCCGCCGCCGCCGCCUUCGAGUGGCAGUUCAACCACAGCGGUGACGGCGUGGAUGCGCCACGGCGCCUCGCCGGGUCCCUGGAAGAUGGUGCCUCCAGCGUGCUGGAGUACAUCCCAGUGUCGGAGCGUGACUAUGGGAUGCUGGCCUGCUGGGGCCGCAACACAAUAGGGCGCCAGGCCGACCCGUGCGUCUUCCAGGUGGUGCCUGCUGUGAGGCCGAGCCCGCUGCGCAACUGCACGCUGCGGCCGGCGGCCAACCUCUCGACCGACGCCCUGGAUGUGGAGUGCCUGGCGGGCUACGACGGCGGCCUGCCGCAGAGCUUCGUGCUGGAGGCGUACGAGUCGCGCACCAUGAGACUGCGCCUGAACGCCACGGCACCGCGCCGGCCCUUCUUCCGCGUGGAGCUGGACGACCUGCUGCCCGCGCACACGCCGGCCCUCCACCUCGUGCUGUACGCCGUCAACCAGAAGGGCCGCGGCGAGGUCACCGUGCUCGAGGGCAUCACGCUCGGCGACACCGAGAAGCGCACCGAGUUGAUAUCCGGGGCGAGCGAAGGUGCCAUGGACGGGAUGUCGCUGGCGGCGGUGCUGACGGGCGCCGUGCUGACCGGGGGCCUGGCCGUGCUGCUGGUGGCAGUGCUGGCGGUGCGACGGCGCCGGUUGCCCCCGGACGAAAACCAGCACGAGACCUUCGAGGCAACGAAGCAAAAGCCCCCGGGCGAGCUGACCCGCCAUGUGAGCAUCGCCCAUGCCGGGGACCAGAACUACGUCAUGUCGUACGUAGUGAAGCCCGCCGGCGACUGCUGUCGCAAGCCCGACAUCCUCAACCCGUCCAGAGGUGUGAAUGUCUACUGCAGACAACCUAUUUCACCUCAAGAAAAUUCUCACGAUUAUGAUGAACAUGAAGACAAUUUUACUGCAAAAACAUAUGGGCAGAUCACGAGGUGAACGAGGCUCAUCCCGGACGUGGCUGUCCUCACCAGAGAUGUCGCCCAGCGGUGGUGCCAGUAGCAAGGCCCCAGAGGGGAGUCGCGACGCCUGAUAUCCAACACUGAACAGCCUGUCCCUCCAUGCGGUCACACUCCGCACUACAGUCUGAGCUCAAGCUGCUGUGAACAUUGUUUCAAAACUACAUGUGUGUUUACUUGUGAGCUACAUGUGAACUUUAAUGGAAUGUUAUAACUUCGAAAGCAAAUAAAUUUUUUGAUAUGUUGGA